Messenger RNA from Toxotes jaculatrix (banded archerfish), 3801 nucleotides. RefSeq names its product oxysterol binding protein-like 1A (gene osbpl1a). The record is from RefSeq and is a predicted model, not a curated record. Gene Ontology annotation, cellular component: membrane; intracellular membrane-bounded organelle; cytosol. Lineage: Eukaryota; Metazoa; Chordata; Actinopteri; Toxotidae. Gene Ontology annotation, molecular function: cholesterol binding; protein binding. The coding region runs from base 345 to 3257 and encodes 970 amino acids. The transcript has 30 exons.
ACAAAAAAAACAGAGGCGUGUGUACGUGUGUGUUUGUGUGAGACAGAGAGACACAGACAGCGGUAUUUCGCCGUCGGUCGUCUCGGUGAAUGCGAGCUGUGCGGUGCGUGACAGACGGUGGGAUGAGUCGCAGGUGAGACGCGCCGCGCGCUCGUUGCUGCCGCGGAACGGCAGGAAGCGGCUCAGGGGGCUUAAAUCAUCACAUGCAGCUGCAGCGAGGCCCUGAGUGAGAGCAGCUCUGGAUUUUACUUCACAGGACCGGGCAAGGCUGAAGCAUCCCAGGUAAACCUGUUUCAGUGCCAGUUUCCUCCCUCUGCCUGGCAGACGUCAGAGUGACAGGGUCCAUGGAGGAGCUGGAGCCAGAGGAGCAGUUCCUCCACUGUGCCCGGAAUGGAGAUCUGCCGGGGAUUCAGAGGCUCCUCAUGUCCAAGAUCAGGGAACAAACGCACAUCAACAUCAAUUGCAAAGGUAAGAGUAAGUCUAACCUGGGAUGGACCCCUCUUCACUUGGCUUGUUACUUUGGACACAGAGAUGUGGUGGAGGAAUUGCUUAAGGCGGGGGCAGAUGUUAACUUGCCCAAUAAUAUCGGAGAUACACCGCUGCACAAAGCCGCCUUCACAGGAAGAAAGGAGGUUGUCAUGCUGCUGCUGCACUAUGAUGCAUGCGCUACUGUCAUCAAUGGGACAGCACAGAUUCCCAAAGAUGUCACUCAAAAUGCAGAGAUCAGAAGCAUGUUGGAAGCGGCUGAACGAACAGAGGAGAGAAAGCUGGAGGAGAAACUUUUGGAAGCUGCACGAGAAGGAGACUUUUCAACCCUAACUCAGCUGCUCAGCAGGAAGAAGCCUCCGGACAUCAACUGCACAGAUCUGCUGGGUAACACUCCGCUGCACUGUGCAGCCUAUCGAGGCCAGAGGCAGUGUGCCCUGAAGCUGCUCAAGAAUGGAGCCAGCCCCAACAUCAAGAACAAGAAUGGCCAGACAGUGUUUGACCUGGCCAGCGAUACAGCAAUGAAGCAGGUCCUUGAAGGCAGCGUUCAUCGAGGUAUGACCCACCAUGUCAGGAAACACGAAGGACUCCUGUGGAAGAGCUCCAGAUUUUUUGGCUGGCGUUCCUACUGGGUCACCCUUCAGGAUGGGGUUUUGUCCUGGUACUCAAAACAGUCAGAUGCAGCUUCUAAUACCAGAAGGCAAGGCUGUAAGUCUCUGACAAACGCCCACUGCUUGAUCCCGGCCAAAGAUAACUGCCUUUUUACCCUCAAGUGCUUUGAUGACAGCGUGCAUCACUUCAAGGUGUCGCCCAAAAACGAUCCAGAGGCGACGAGAAAAACGUGGCUGGAUGCACUGGAGGAGCACUCGGCUUACAGCACACACUACUGCUCCCAAGAGCAGGGCAGCGAGGAGGAGGAGGAGGAAGUGAUGUCACUUGGGGAGUUAGCAGACUCACUACAGGCAGCGGAGGCCAGCCAAAAGAAGCUGGAGAAGGAGGUGGCAGCUUUCCUGUCCAUGCUGAAAAAUGAGAGGCUGGCAGAAAGCUUUCCAUCCACCAUACUGCAGAAAAUGCAAGAAAUAUGUGCAUUGACCAGUGAGACCAGUUCCAGUCUCAGUGUCUGUCUCAGUCUCUACUCCAGACAGGAAGGGGUGUGCAGUCUGAAAUUGGAGCAGGAGGUAGAGAAGAAUAAGAUCCUCUCCGAAGCACUGCAGACUCUGGCCACGGAGCACCACGAACUUGAGCAAUCCGUCGUCAAGGGAUCUUCACCGCGGAGUGCCCUCAGCGAGGAUGAGUUCCACGACGCCGUGUCUGAAUCGGACUCGGAGGUCUCCCUGAGCGGCUUUGAGACGGUGGCCAGCCAUUCCUUUGAGGAGGACGAGGAGGAGGACGAAGGCUCUGUCAUGUUAAGCAGCCCUUGCAGCAGCCCCACCAGCAUGUUGCAGGAGGAUCACCAUGGCGACAAGGACGAGGCUCAGCCCAAUGGGAUCACAAAGCAUAGAACCAGCUUACCCGCGCCGAUGUUUUCAAGAAAUGACUUCAGCAUUUGGAGUAUCCUGAGGAACUGCAUCGGAAUGGAACUGUCCAAGAUCACGAUGCCAGUGAUUUUCAACGAGCCGCUCAGUUUCCUGCAGCGUCUGACAGAGUACAUGGAGCACACAUACCUCAUCCACCAGGCCAACGCCUCUUCAGACUCUAUUGAGAGAAUGAAGUGUGUGGCUGCAUUUGCUGUGUCAGCGGUGGCCUCCCAGUGGGAGCGGACAGGUAAACCCUUCAACCCCCUGCUGGGAGAAACUUAUGAACUGGUCAGAGAGGAUCUGGGCUUCAGGCUCAUAUCCGAGCAGGUGAGCCACCACCCACCGGUCAGUGCCUUCCACGCUGAGGGCCUGAAACAAGACUUUGUCUUUCAUGGAUCCAUUUACCCCAAACUCAAAUUCUGGGGCAAGAGUGUGGAAGCUGAACCGAAAGGUGUCAUCACGCUGGAGCUGCCCAAGUACAAUGAAGCCUACACAUGGACAAAUCCUACAUGUUGUGUUCACAACAUCAUUGUGGGCCAACUGUGGAUUGAGCAGUAUGGAAAUGUAGAAGUGAUCAACCACAGAACUGGAGAAAGGUGCUUCCUGAAUUUCAAGCCAUGUGGCCUUUUUGGCAAAGAACUGCACAAAGUUGAAGGGUAUAUUCUGGAUAAAAGCAAAAAGAAGCUUUGUGCUCUCUAUGGGAAAUGGACAGAGUGCCUGUAUGUUGUUGACCCUGCUGGCUUUGAAGCACAUAAGAAAAAUGACAAGAAGGGGGCAGAAGAGAAAAAGGGCAGCAAAGCGGGCUGCAGUGAGGAUCAGGAGGAGGUUCCCUCACCAGCUGCAGACACUGUGCAGGUGAUUCCUGGCAGCCAGCUGCUGUGGAGAAUCGCACCAAGACCAGCCAACUCUACCCAGAUGUACAGCUUCACAUCCUUUGCAAUGCAGCUGAACGAGCUGCAUAAGGAGAUGGAGGGAGUGAUUCCUCUGACGGACUGCAGGCUGAGACCGGAUAUACGAGCCAUGGAGAACGGUGACAUCGAUCACGCCAGUGAGGAGAAGAAGAGGCUUGAGGAAAAACAAAGAGCUGCUCGCAAAAACCGCUCCAAAUCUGAUGAGGAGUGGAAAACAAGGAGUCCUGCCCUGGGCCCGAGGUGGUUUCAACAGGGACAAAACCCCUACAACAACUCCCAGGACUGGCUCUUUUCUGGUGGAUACUGGGACAGGAAAUACAGCCAGCUACCAGACAUUUACUAAUGGACAUUUCCUGCACAGAACAGUUUUGUUUUUUUUGUUUUUUUAAUUGAACAACUACUUUAACUACAAGCAAUAUGAAAACAGUGUACUUAAACUGCGUGGCCUUAAUCUACUUUAAAAUGUUAAAACUGUCAAUAAUCAAUAUUUAAAAGUUCUAAAAUGUGAAGUUGUUUGACAGUGCUUUGAAAUGUAACAUUUGUAUUUAUAUUGAAACCUGAUUGUUUCUCUUCACGAUGGACUUUUAGCACAAUGGAGAGGUGCUGAUGCACAGGGGUUCAUGGUUUUAGCGUCCAUCGGUCAUAUUUUAAAUGUUCAUAAUAGUGUUUUGAGUCUGUACAUCUGUAUAUAUCCUUUACACACAUUCAGCCGUCAAUGACCUCAUGGUGUUCACAUUUCCUCUGGAUUCGGACCACUAACAGUUCAUUUAAUAUGAGGUUGAUGUGGGUGUUAUUUCUCCUGAUUUUGCCUUGUAAAAAACAAAAAAAAAAGUAUUUUUUCUAUAUCACUGUUACACUUGUAAAUUGACAUUAAGAAUUUACCAGCA